This is a messenger RNA of Hemicordylus capensis (graceful crag lizard), 4790 nucleotides long. RefSeq lists its product as uncharacterized. NCBI's taxonomy places the organism in Eukaryota, Metazoa, Chordata, Lepidosauria, Squamata, Cordylidae. The transcript has 8 exons. The coding region runs from base 80 to 1717 and encodes 545 amino acids. The record is from RefSeq and is a predicted model, not a curated record.
CGAACUGGCAUCAGCUUGCUCUGCCCAUGACACAUCAAUGGGCCUGUUUUGAGCAGGAAACGGCUACAGCAUCCCCCAGAUGGCUGUGCAGUUCCUGUUUGAACACCUCCAACAAAGGAGAGCCCACGAAGCAGCCUCCUUCCUUGGCCAGCUGCAUUCUUUCAAACUCCUUCCUGUCCGUGGCUUUUCAGUAGGCAAAAGCACUCCAUCAUCUGACAGCAAGGUGAUUCUAACAAACAUGAAGAUAAUCAACAGUGAAAUGAACCAAAGCCAAGGACAAUCACGAGAAAAUCUUGCAGCCACAGACUCUUCAGAGGAAACUCAACCUCCUGAAUCAGGCACCCUGAUAGAACCACAAGCAAACUUGGUCAUUGGAAGAGAUUCUCCAGUGGAAGCAGAGCAGCUUGCCACACUCCCAUGUCUCAACACCUUGACGUCAAAAUGCCAUCUUCCAAGACUAGCCAAGUAUGAAUCAGAGGACUCUGGUGUUGAGUUGCCAAGUGGAGCCAACUCUCCGUUGACGCCCAAAGGCUCUGAAAAGAGUUUUGUGCUCCACAGCAGAGAUUCAUCCUGUGACUCUGGGAUGCUAAGUGUCUCUUCCUCACCAACAGCUGGCCAUGUAGUAAUGAUAAUGUGCAAAGACACUGUUGAUAUCUGUCCCCGCAUUUCAGACAGCAAGAAGCCAGAGGAGCACUAUGAAGGGCAGGCAGAUGCAAUCCAGACUUCUGCAGCUUCCUUGGAGGAUGUCACGGAUUGUCCAGAGGGAAACAAUUCUGACCAGUCUUGUUCUGGCAGCACUCAAGGAGAAUGCUUGGAAGACAAACCCAGCAAAGGGACCAACACAUUUCUCCUCCCCGCCACUCCAGUGGGAGACGAAAGAUACAGUGAUGAUUACAGCAAACACCAUUUACAAGAGAGUCCCCUGCAAGGGCAUCCUCUAAGAAAAUAUCCUACGAGUGACAGCUUGGAUGAAUACAUGGAUGAGUGUUGUAGACUGAGUGAGGUGAAUCAAGGGAAUGCCAAGGCCUUUGGCUCAGGCCUCGGCUAUCUGGAGCACAUCUGUCAACUUAUUGAAAAAAUUGGGCAACUACAAGAUCACAACUUGAGAUUACAGAAACAAGUGGGCAACUUGCAGAAGGAGCAGAAAACAAUCCAACUAAAAGAAGAGUAUUUUCUACAGCAUUGCUCCUGCGGUGCUGCCAGCAUUCUGUUCAGCUCGUACCAGGAGAUGAAGAGACUUUUUGCCGGGAAGAGCAGACCACACAGCCUGUUGGUUCAGAAUGGAAACAUGUCUGACCUCUCAAUCAUUCCAGAAAUGGGAAGAAGCAGUGGAAAAUCAAGUGAUUACAGAGAAGAUGUUCACAUGGAUUCAGAAAAUAACCAGCUGAUAAUGGGAUCAAAGUUUUCAAAUGGAAGGAAGAAUGGAGAGAAUGAAUGCAGGGAAGACUGUAACGGGAUUGAUGGCCAAGCUUUUCUGCCAAAGGAGCUAGCCAUGAAAAGGAGUGAAUAUCAUGCCUGGGGAAGAAUGAGAGACCUUGUGAGGAAGACUAGAGGAAGGAAUCAGAGCAGGCUGGGGCUGUCAUCAACUGCUUUGAAAAGGUCAUGUCCUCAGCUCUAUAGGCCAGAUGUUAUGCCUUUGGAUUUGAAGAAAGUGGAGAGGAACUCUAUGAUUGUAUUGGGAAAAGGCUCAAGGAAUGAAAAUGCUUGGCCUUUCUGACUGGAAGGAAAUGAGAGAGGAAGACAUCUGAGCGCUGAAGAAUGUGAUGCUAAAACCUGUCAAGAAUGACUAUCAUAAUUUUGCAGAAAGAUCUUGCAAAGAAAUGCUUUCUGAGAAAUCAGUGGCUUCCCGCAUGUAAUGUGUCUAUUCAUGAAUUUAAACUCUUAUAUCAAGAUUAUAGCUGUUUACAAUAACUAUGUUAAGUUACUUUUUGAGCAGUUCCAAAAGGUUAACCCAUGUUAGUUUUUUGUGGCAAAACCAACCAAAAGUCCAGAGGCACCUUAAAGAUGAACAAAUGUGUUGAGGCAUGACCUUGAGACCAGAGCCUACUUCAUCAGAAUCAUGAACUAUUACUCUUAGUUGGUAGAUCUAUCCAUCCUAAGCAAUAUAAGGAAUGGGCAUCAGUUAUCUGACAUUAACAUCUUAAGGCUUGUUCAUUUUUAGGAGCAACUAAAGUGAUUUUCCUCUUAGUGGUACUUUCACACUUGCCUGCAGCAAUUGUGUGAGAAUGGUUCAAAAGUCACUUGGUGAUUUUUUUUAAUUGUUCAGGAGGAAUCUCCCCCCGCCUUCCUUUGUAACUUCCUUUGUAACUGUAACUGAACCAAAAUUAGAAACAAAGAAAUGUAGAAUAUUAUGCUGGCACAGUAGUGCCAGUACAGUUAAAAUGAGGAGUUAUUUUAACAUUAUAAGCCCUGAACAGUCUAUUGGUCAUGCAGAAGGUACCACGUUCAGUCCCUGGCAUCUCCAGGUAGGGCUGGGAAAGACUCUUGCCUGAAACCUUAGAGAGCCACUGCCAGGCAGUGUAGAUAAUACUGCACUAGAUACACCAGUAGUCUGACUCAGUAUAAGGCUGCUUCUUAUGUUCCUAUGAGUAGGAAUAACUGUGUUGGACUGCUUACACAACUGCUCAUUCUUAUAGCAUUGGGGCUGACUGUGUCUGCAGCAGUGCCAGAAUGCUGCAUGUCAUGUUGGCCAUAUUUUGAACAUGAGCUCACUUGGUGCACAUUAUAUUUUUUUCAGACCAGUCAUUAGUUUAGCUUUUGAUCAUGACCUGGCACCAUUGCAAGUUUUCUCAAUGUGUUUGAUCAAAAUGUAGAAAACGAUGGCUCCUCUAUUGUGCAGAGAUGUCUUCAGAGCUUAGCAAUAGAGCAUGUUCUAUGCAUUCAGAAGGUCCCAGGUUCAGUGUGUUGUAACUCUAGUUAAAACAACCUUGGGUAACGGUGCUUGGAAAGACAUCUGUCUCUAGACUGCUCUCUCUUAAGAGAGCCACCCUCCAGUCAGUGUGUGGAGAGUACUGGUCUAGAAUUUCACAAGUGGAGGAUAUCAACCACUGUCUUAGACUGUCUUAGGCUGUCAUUGAUCUAUUGAUCAAUGGCCUGACAGUCUAAGUCAGUGCCUGAUAUCCUCCACUUCUGAAAUUCUAUCUGGGAAGUAGAAUGCUUAACUAGUUUAACACUGUCCUGUUGAUUCCAGCAUGAGGGAAAGCUACUAAGGCAUGCGGGAAUCAACAGGACAGUGUUAAAUUAGCUAAGCAUUCUACUUUCCGGAUAGAAUUUCAUAAGUGGAGGAUAUCAGGCACUGUCUUAGACAGUGAGGUUGCGCCAUCCAGUAAAAUGAAGUUGACAUCUUUGAGCUCUCUGCUAGCUGGGGCUGCCUGCCUAUCUCCAGUUCUACAACGCCUCAGUUUGUGUCCCUUCGUUCAGAAUGAAGCCAGUGAAGAGAUGGGAGGUAGCACAGCUGUAAAAGAGGCCCAAUCCGAAAUGGCUUUGUAUCCCCACACCCAAUAGCUCUGGCUGUGUCUAUCCUUGCCUCCAGAAUAUUUGUGCCUAUCCUUCAGUGAGAGGAUUUUGCUAUCAAUCUCACUGCACUACCUCCAAUUUUGCAUGCACAAAUAUUCCACCGGAUGCAAACGUCAUAAAAUGCAGAGGUGCCUUUCAUUCUCCUUGAUCCCACAAGGAUGAUGGUGCAACAAAGCAAGCAAAGCAACCCUGUUUCUGUUCUUACCCCAUGUCAAGAGGUAUGUGGCAUCUAUUCCUUGUUAAUAGGUUCUAUCCAAAUAAAAUUUGUUGUUACUGAGACCCAAUGAAAUUAAUGGGACUUCAGUUGGUCACAAAUAGUCUGUCUCAUUGAUUUCAAUAGUGUCCAGUCAUGACUGACCAAAUAAAUGUAUGUGUGUAUAUAUGUAAAAACCCUGUAUGUAUGUAUGGACAAACCUUGUCCUUUCAGCUGUUCAUUUUGCAUCUCUCCAGCUUUGUCCAAUGGUGUGGAACAUGGGAACUAGAUUAUUCUGUGAACAAAGUGAAAAGUAAAUGAAGCAGAUGCUGUAUGCAGACUUAGUGUGGAUUUGCACAUGCCUGAAACACACAGGAGUCCACAUGUUUGCAACUUUUUGCUGUUUCUUUUAGUGGCAAGGGUCUAUUUCCGUGUUUCAGAAAUAACCCGUCAUGUUGGUGCAUGUGGGGGAGUAUUAUGCUACGGGUGGGGUGUUGUUGUUUUUUUUAAACUGCUUGGUAUGGUUCAAAUCCACCUUUGUGCAAUUUUGCAGAAAUCAGUGAUUGUAGGGGGCUUCAGAAUGCAGAACUGAACCUGUAAAAAAUGUUCAAAUAGCCAUGUCAGAUGUAAAACAUAACUUUUAUAUGCACAGUUUUUAUAAAGCAAAGUAGUCUCUUAACAUUAUAAAUUAUCCAUUUUCAUAAAUAUAUUUAUGUAACAUAUAUUAUAUAUUUAUAAUCAAGGGUCAAACUAGGUGUGAUACAAGAGAUCAAUUAAUAGGAUUUCCUGCUUUUAGAAAAUGCAUUAAUAGCAGCUGUGGGGAGCAAGGAGUGAUUUGGAUUUGGACUACAGCAUGGGAAGGGUGUUAACCCCUUUUCCUUGUACCCGUUUCAUGAUUAACUUGCAGCCACAGGGUAAACAGGAGGCAGUGGCACUGGUGUUAACUGAGAAACCAGCAAAGGCAAAGAGGAAACCCCACAAUCCUAUACACAGAUUCCCCACAUCAUGUCUGGUUUGGCCCCAAGAAGCUUCACAUUAUCAGUGUAAGAUGCUUAAUGAAAACACGUAUGGAAAAAGAUAA